AUGGAUUCCAGCAGGCUGGAGCAGGAACUACAGUGGAUGAAGUUGGUUUGGGAGGAGGCCUCAGCAGACAAGACCGAGGGACCUCUUACCUCCCAGGACUGGAGCACCCUGUUUCAAGCAGUGUGGUGGGGUGCUCCUAGCCUGGUGAUGCAGCUGCUGAGGCAAGGCUCCAGCGUGGAGGAGAGGGAUCACAUGGGCCGGACUCCACUCCAUCUGGCUGUGAUGCGAGGCCACGCGCCGCUGGUUCGCCUACUGCUGCAGCGUGGGGCCCUGGCAGGCGCAGUUGACCACACAGGGCGCACACCGUUGCAUGAGGCUGCUUGGCACGGACACUCGAACGUGGCAGAACUAUUGCUGCGGCGUGGGGCCUCAGCAGCAGCAUGUUCUCAAAUAGGCCUCACCCCCCUGCAUGGGGCAGCUGCUCUGGGCCGCACACUGCUGGUUACAUGCCUUAUGUCAGCUUCAGGUGCCGGUCCUGAUGUCAAAGAUGUGAGAGGUUGGACUGCCACACACUGGGCAGCGGCUUGCGGGCAACUGCCUGUGCUGGAGCUUCUGACUGCUGAAGGGCGCGGAGACCUGGACAGCGCCCUGCUGGUGUCCGCAGUGGCUGGAAGUGCAUCUGCGUUGCAGCUUCUCCUGGCACUGGGGGCAAAGGUGGAUGCCCUGGACAGCACAGGAGCCACUGCACUUGGCCUGGCAGCUGGCUUUGGCCAUUACCGAGACGUUGAGAUGCUGCUGGGCCAUGGGGCAGACCCAAGUAGCAGGGACAGGAACAACCGCUCUGCGCUCCACAGGGCUGCAGCUGGCGGCCACCUACCUGUCCUCCAGCUGCUGCUGGCCAGGGGUGCCGGCGUGGACGCUCGAGACUCGCUGGGCCUCACACCCCUGCACUAUGCUGCUCAGGGAGGCCACGUAGACGUUGUCAGCCAUCUCCUGGACAGGGCUGCACACAUCAAUGCCACUGCCUGGCUCCACAAGACCCCGCUGCACCUUGCCGUGGAGCGUGGCCACAGUCCCACUGUGGAGCUUCUGCUGAGCCGAGGAGCCAACCCUGCCUUGAGGACACAGUGGGGUGAAUCGGCCCAGAUCAGGCACUGCCUGAUUUCCUCUACUAACCAAACUUCUCAGAAAAUACAGAAAGAUUAA
Molecule: messenger RNA, 1146 nt
Organism: Psammomys obesus (fat sand rat)
Lineage: Eukaryota; Metazoa; Chordata; Mammalia; Rodentia; Muridae
Gene: Ankrd65
Product: ankyrin repeat domain 65
Exons: 3
Coding region: 1-1146 (381 amino acids)
Molecular function (GO): protein binding
Source: RefSeq, a predicted model, not a curated record